Messenger RNA from Ricinus communis (castor bean), 1296 nucleotides. Its product is annotated as inositol oxygenase 4. Lineage: Eukaryota; Viridiplantae; Streptophyta; Magnoliopsida; Malpighiales; Euphorbiaceae. Gene Ontology annotation, molecular function: inositol oxygenase activity; iron ion binding. The coding region runs from base 127 to 1074 and encodes 315 amino acids. Gene Ontology annotation, biological process: inositol catabolic process. The record is from RefSeq and is a predicted model, not a curated record. Gene Ontology annotation, cellular component: cytoplasm. The transcript has 11 exons.
UCAUCAUCAGGAAUCUCCUACCACACCCAUUCUUUUGAAGCGUUUGUUUUCUCCUCCUCUUCUUCUUCUUUGCUUCUCGCGUCUCUUCAUUUAUUUGUUUUUUCAUUCUUUUUAUUUGGUGCCACAAUGACUAUCCUCAUCAACCAGCCUGAGCUUGGGUCACGAGUGGAUGACCAGAAACACCAGGAUGAUGUUAAGGAAUUGGUUUUGGACGGUGGAUUUCCUGUGCCUAAAACUUCUUCAGACGAAGGAUUUGAUGCACCGGAAAUCAAUGCUUUUGGGAAUUCCUUCAGGGAUUACAGUGCUGAAAGUGAAAGGAAAAAGUCUGUCGAGGAAUUCUACCGCCAACAACACAUUAACCAAACCUAUGAUUUCGUAAAGAAGAUGAGAGAAGAGUAUUCGAAACUGGACAAAGCUGUUAUGAGCAUAUGGGAAUGCUGUGAGCUCCUUAACGAAGUUGUAGAUGAUAGUGAUCCUGAUUUGGAUGAGCCCCAAAUUCAACAUUUAUUGCAAUCUGCUGAAGCUAUUAGGAAAGAUUACCCUAAUGAAGAUUGGCUGCACUUGACUGCUCUUAUUCAUGAUCUUGGAAAGGUUCUUCUUCUCCCUCAAUUUGGAGAACUUCCUCAAUGGGCUGUUGUGGGAGACACAUUCCCUCUUGGCUGUGCUUUUGAUGAGUCUAAUAUUCACCACACGUAUUUCAAGGAAAAUCCAGAUUCCAAAAAUCCUACCUACAGCACCAAAAAUGGAAUUUAUGAGGAAGGAUGUGGGCUGGAAAAUGUAAUGAUCUCAUGGGGACAUGACGACUAUAUGUACUUGGUGGCCAAGGAAAAUGGAACUACUCUACCUCCAGCUGCAUUGUUCAUUGUUCGAUUCCAUUCCUUCUAUCCUUUGCACAGGGCAGGAGCAUACAUGCACCUAAUGAAUGAGGGAGAUAAAGAAAGUCUGAAGUGGCUUCACAUCUUCAACAAGUAUGAUCUCUACAGCAAGAGCAAGGUUCUUGUUGAUGUUGAUGCAGUCAAGCCAUAUUACCAAUCCCUCAUUAAGAAGUAUUUCCCAGAGAAGCUCAGAUGGUAAACUGCAGGGCCAAGUAUUGGUGUUAAGAAGGCAAUUGAUGCUUGUAGGCGAGUUAGAUUCGUUGGAUUGUCAUCUAAAUAUGGAACCACAGUUAUGAUAUGAUUUAAAAAAAAAAAAUUACAUAUCUGAAUAUAUCUGAAGGCCAGUGUAAUCAUCUACUCGGAAGAGUUAUCUAUUGUAAUAAUAUAAAUUUCAUAAAUUUAACUGAAAUUUUAUCUGCAA